AUGACAUCAGGAAUCCAAUCCCUCCCCUUUCUCGGUCUCAACGAAGACAUUCUCUUAUACAUCUUCUCUCUCAAUGCCAAUGCUGUAGACUCCUUCGUCUGUGAGUCCCACUCGUACCCCGUGUCGGUUAUGGACAUCGACUACGGUAGGUCUGCCGCUUUGAAUGUCACCCGAUAUAGCUCGCAAGUAUGCCGCGAAUGGCGCCACCUGAUUCUCGCUUCACCCACUUUGUGGGCUAACUCUCUGGACUUGGAGUUGUUGGACUGUGGGACUGACGAGUGGCGGAAUGAAGUCGUCAAAAGGACAGGAAACUGUCUCCUCACCGUCGUAGGCACAAUGCCUUCGAUGUAUGAACUCUUCCCUAUGUUCCAAUUCCUCCGUGAUUUCUUUGAUAAAAAUUGGACUCGCAUUCGUCGGCUGAUUGUGUACGACGACUUCUUUAAUGGAGCUAAUUGGAAAGAGCUACUCAAGAGACCUUCACCAAACCUUGAACGACUUCGCAUAAUGGGACAAGAUAUGACCUUUGAUAAUAUUCAAGAUGGGACAUUGUUCAGCGGCACUUCUCCACGGCCUUCGAAACUGCUACGUGGUCUAAAACUGUUACCGUAUCUUGAAACCUUGGGAAUUGUAAACAACUUGAUUGAUUAUGAGCUCGACCGACCUCUAGCGCCUAUCAACUUGCCAAACCUAACACAGCUCAGUAUCAAGUCCAACGUUAUGACAAUAAUUCCAAUGUUGAAAUACCUUGUUCCUGGGCCAAACUGCUCCUUGCGUUUAGAUGACUACUUCUAUCUUCCUCGUACAUUCAGUUCAUUGCCAGAGACUUUUGAAAACUAUCUGGAUAUUGGUGGUGCCCUGUCAACAUUCCUUGGACAUCAGGCUUAUCAAAACCUAACUUUCCACAAAUUUCACUAUUACGAAAUGAAAGAUCGUGGAAAGUUCAAUAUACGUGAUGACCAAGGAGUGUUCGACAUAGCUUUGGAGGACACGGUCACUAUUUUGCUCAACCACGGUGAAAAUUGGCCGGACUUCGUAUCCCAAGUUAAUGCUGCGUUGUCUCCAUUAGCUUGUUCUGUUUUGCCAACUACAAAUCUUCAUCUGGGAGUUCAUGAUCUCCCGUCACAAAGUGAUUCCAUGCUCGCCUUCUUUGACAACUUCAAAAAUGUGCGAAUUCUAGAAACGGACCCGAAAACUAUUCAAAUUAUCGGACAAGCGGUACAAACUCACCGAGGAGGUCAACUUGGGGGUUCGACUCUUUUUCCCUCCGUCUGCCAUAUCGUGGUACAUCCCUGGCAGUACAAAUAUAAAGUGGACACAAAGGAGCUGUACAAGUUUGUCAAGUUUCGCAAGAAUCAUGCGGUGCCCAUCGAAAAAGUUUACUUUUGCUAUUCAAGUUGUACAACAGAAGAAGCUGCAUCUUGGAGGGCAUUUGCCAAUGAGCUUGACUUUGAAGUGGAAUUUGAAUCUCGAGCCAACCGGAGUUACGACGUAUCUGAUUCUGAUGCUUGGCCAUAG
This is a messenger RNA of Psilocybe cubensis, 1515 nucleotides long. RefSeq lists its product as uncharacterized. The record is from RefSeq and is a predicted model, not a curated record. Lineage: Eukaryota; Fungi; Basidiomycota; Agaricomycetes; Agaricales; Agrocybaceae. The coding region runs from base 1 to 1515 and encodes 504 amino acids. The transcript has 2 exons.